AUGGUGUCUUUAAUUCGCACUCUUCGACAUCACACGGACGAGGUCAGCUGCUGCGCCUUCUCUCCGUCCCUCCUGGUGACCGGCUCGGGAGAUAAAACCCUUCGCGUUUACAACACGGCGGACUUCUCCGAGCUUCCGUACUCUCCUCUGACAGGCCACGGCUACAGGGUCCACUGCUGCUGCUUCAGCUCCUGCGGCGGCUUCCUGCUCAGCUGCUCCACGGACGGCUCGGUCCUGCUGUGGAGGCCGGACACCGGUGAGCUGCUGGCGGCGCUGCAGCACCCGGAGCGCAGCCCGCUCCGAGUCUGCGCACUGGCGCCGGACUCCUCCCUCCUGCUGGGCGGGGCUUGUGACGGCACCGUGGCCCUCUGGGACCGCCCCUCCAAAACUCUGCGCAGCUGUGUUGCAGUCAGCGAGGACAGCGUCGUGGCCUGCUGCUUCUCUCCGUGUGGCCAGAUGUUUGCGACCGGCUGCACCCGUGGGGACAUCAAGCUGUGGGACGUCCACGUCAGCCUCCUGCACGCUCACAAGGACGCCCAUGACUUGGGCGUCACCUGCUGCAGCUUCGCACCUCAGUUUAAAGUCGAGAGCUGCUGCGUGGAGUUUCGACUGGUCUCCUGUGGCCAGGACAGCCAGCUGAAAGUAUGGAUUGUUUCCCAGCGUGACGGAGCAGUUUGGGUGAUGGAGCUGCGUCACACUCUCUCGGCUCAGUCGGCUCCAGUUCUGUCCUGUGUUUUCUCUGCUGAUGGAGAGCUGCUGGUCUCGGGCUCGGUGGAUAAAAGUGUCACGAUAUAUGAUGCUAACCAAGGAGCCUUACUCCACACUUUGAAGCAACAUGACAGAUAUGUGACUGCUGUUGCUGUGUCUCCCACCUUGGGCUUGAUUGCAACCGGCUCCAUGGACAGAUCAGUCAAUGUAUGGAGAUUUGAAGAUGGAGAAACUGCGGCUGAGUCACAGCAGAUACCGUGUCAAGAAAGGAAGCUGCCGGGUCACUCCAGGCUGCUGCUGCUUGCUGAUUGGACGGAGCGAGACGUGCAGACUUGGCUGCAUGAGGAAGGACUCGAGGAACUCGUCGCAGUCUUUAAAACCAACAACAUCGACGGACCAGAACUUCAACAUCUGAACAAGGAGAUGGUGGCUGAGCUGGGAAUUGAGUCUUUGGGACUCCGUGGUCGUCUCCUGAGGAAAAUCGAGGCUCUGAAGGCAGAGCAGAGCGGCUCCGAAGCCCUCGACGAGUUUCUGUGUCCAAUCACCAGAGAGCUGAUGAAGGAUCCAGUUAUUGCUGCAGAUGGCUAUUCUUAUGAGCGAGUGUCUAUAGAGAGCUGGAUCCAAGGUAAAAACAAAACCAGCCCCAUGACGAACCUGCCCCUACAGACCCUGCACCUGAUCCCCAACAGAUCCCUGAAGAUGGCCAUAACCCGAUGGAAGUCCAGCCAAUAA
This is a messenger RNA of Nematolebias whitei (Rio pearlfish), 1440 nucleotides long. RefSeq names its product WD repeat, SAM and U-box domain-containing protein 1-like. Gene Ontology annotation, biological process: protein ubiquitination. The record is from RefSeq and is a predicted model, not a curated record. The transcript is spliced from 11 exons. Gene Ontology annotation, molecular function: ubiquitin-protein transferase activity; protein binding. The coding region runs from base 1 to 1440 and encodes 479 amino acids. NCBI's taxonomy places the organism in Eukaryota, Metazoa, Chordata, Actinopteri, Cyprinodontiformes, Rivulidae.